Messenger RNA from Solenopsis invicta (red fire ant), 2279 nucleotides. RefSeq names its product lysosomal thioesterase PPT2 homolog (gene Ppt2). The record is from RefSeq and is a predicted model, not a curated record. Lineage: Eukaryota; Metazoa; Arthropoda; Insecta; Hymenoptera; Formicidae. The transcript is spliced from 4 exons. Gene Ontology annotation, cellular component: lysosome. Gene Ontology annotation, molecular function: thiolester hydrolase activity. The coding region runs from base 63 to 938 and encodes 291 amino acids.
AAAACAUUGUGACUGAAUCAGUCACUAUUAGAGGUCAGCUUUGUGCAGCAUCAUAAAAAAUUAUGACAAGUAGAAAUUCUGUGAUACACAUUUAUCUGUUUUUAGUUUAUUUAUUACUGUAUAAUGAAGCAAAAUCAUAUCAUGCUGUCGUUAUUAUUCAUGGAGUACUCACUGGAAGCGAUAGCAUGGAACUCAUUAGCAACAGAAUUCAGGAAAUGCAUCCUGGCACUCAAAUCUAUAACACUGUAAGAUUUGCAGGCUGGAGCAGCCUGGAACCAAUGUGGCAACAGGUAGAGGAAAUAGGUAUGGAUGUACUUUCAAUAGGUGCUGCAUUUCCUGAAGGGAUUAAUUUAAUAGGUUACAGCCAGGGUGGCUUAUUAGCUAGAGCCAUAUUGCAAAGAUUUCCCAUGCAUAAUGUCAGAAAUUUUAUUUCUUUGAGCUCGCCUCAAGCUGGACAAUAUGGAACACGUUUUCUGCACUUGAUUUUCCCAGACUUAGUUUGUGAAACUGCUUAUGAACUCUUUUAUUCACGACUUGGACAACACACCAGUAUUGGAAAUUAUUGGAAUGAUCCUUAUCACCAAAAAUUGUAUUAUAAGUACAGCAAGUUCCUACCAUUUGUGAACAAUGAAAUCGACCAUUUCAACAAUUCUGAUUAUAAAAUGGGUUUAACCAAGUUAAAACGUAUGGUACUUAUUGGAGGACCAGAUGAUGGCGUUAUUACUCCAUGGCAAAGCAGUCAUUUCGGAUAUUAUGAUAAUAAUAACACUGUGAUAGACAUGCGUGAUAGAUCUAUUUAUAAGGAUGAUGUCAUCGGUUUGAAAACAUUAGACAAACAGGGCAAACUGAAGCUCAUUACAGUGCCCGGAAUUUCCCAUACUGAUUGGCAUAAAAAUAUUUCUAUAGUAGAUCAAUUUAUGUUGCCAUACUUAGAUUAAAUGUAAUAAACUGUAAGUAAAUAGUAUAAAAGUAAAAUAAUAUUGCCAAAUAUCAUAUUGUAGAAUAUGAUAUUAUAAUAUUACUUAAUUUUAUAUUUAUGAAAAAUGUAAGGAAUAUACUAUUUAAAUGUGGACAAUUUUUUCAACGUGAUAUAUUAAUCGACUGAUUUUGUAAGUGUACAAGGCUUUACUUAUCUUAUUUUUUACACAUUAAUAUAAUAACUAUAUAAUAAAUAAUUUAAAUUAUAAGUUUAGAGGAAGGAAAGGGAUGAGAAACAAAUGGAAUACUAUUUUGUUGUUUAAAAAUAACUCAGCAAAUAUUAACGGGACACAUUUCUUAUCAACACCAGUUGGUUAGCCGUAAAGUUCUAUCAAUUAUUCUAUAGGUAGAAGUUCAUCAAGUAUAUAGAACAAACAUAAUUUACAAAUUACUGAAGAGAGGGAAAAAAGAUGCAUUUAUAAGAUAGCAGAGGAGUUAUGAAAUUAACGAACAAUUAAUGUUAAAAAAGGCAUUUUUAGUUAUAAAAAAAAUCAAAUUAAUAAUCCUUCGUAGGUUUUGCACAUCAAUAAGUGUCAUAAAACAAGAUUUUAGAACUAUUUUAUUUGGAAAAAAAAAAGAUUUUUUAAAUAAUUUCUUUGGCUUAAAAUACAACUUUUUAAAUUAACUUCUUUGCUGUUGGUAAACAUUAUGCAAUGUGCACUAUGAAAUUUGUAAACUUGCAAGAGUGGUUUUACGUUCGUAAUGCAAAUGGCUCACAACCAUCUAAUGACUCUUCCCAUUAUAUAACUUUAUAUAUCAAAUUCAUACGACACAUAUUGAAUUAAAUAUUACGACACAUAUUGAAUUUAAUUACAUAAUUUGGAAGUCAAUUGAAGGCCUUCAAGCUAGCAACUAAAAUUAAUGAUUAAUAUCUAACAUAGUUCUUAAAAUACAUAGAGUAUAUACCUGUAAAAAUCGCUGCAAAAUUUGAAUUUAUCUUUUAUAAAGACACAAUAAACACUAAUGAUUAGUAGCCAUACUACAAUGUCUAAAUGGACUAUAACGAAGUAAUCUUAAUAGGUGUUUUUAGAAUUUAAUGUGAAUUAUAUAAAAUAUUAUAGUAUCUCACCACUCCACUCCUGUAUCUCAUGACCCCCAUCUUUCCUCUAUAAUUAUUAAAUAAUUUAAAUUAAUUAUAAAUUAAUAGUUAUAUAUUUUUUAUCCUUCGCAUUUUAUAUUCAAAUAGAUUAAUAUAACAAAUACAUGACAUAUUUGCAACCACAUUUUUUGUAUACGCUCAUAUUUUUGGUGUGUACAUAUAUAUGUAUAUAGUAGCAAAAAAUUUUUAUCUAUCAUAUAUA